CGAGCAGCCAGACUCCAGCCUGCACCGCACUGGGACCUAAGCAUGGCACAGAGGGGGACAACAAGGAACGGAGUGGCAGACAAGAUCCCAGCUUCAGAUCUACCUCAGCCUGCCAAAAUCCAGCGAGUCAUUUACACCAAGAUUUUCAUCAACAAUGAGUGGCACAUGUCCGUUAGUGGAAGGACGUUCCCAACUCUGAACCCGGCAACUGGGGAUACAAUCUGUGAGGUCCAAGAAGCAGACAAAGAGGAUAUUGAUAAGGCGGUUGCAGCAGCCAAAGCGGCCAUGCAGCUGGACUCUGCUUGGCGGAAGAUGGAGCCCCCCCGCAGGGGGAGGUUGCUGCACAAACUAGCAGACCUGGUGGAGAGGGACCGUAAACUGCUGGCGACCUUGGAGUCACUGGACACAGGGAAGCCAUUUCUCCAAGCUUUCUUCACUGAUCUGGAAGGUAGCAUCAAAACGCUGCAUUACUACGGAGGCUGGGCUGAUAAGAUUCAUGGCAAAAGUUUGCCUGUGGAUGAAACCUUUGUGUGUUUAACCAGACAUGAACCUAUUGGCAUUUGUGGAGCCAUUAUCCCAUGGAACUUCCCUCUGCUGAUGCUCAUGUGGAAGUUAGCACCGGCCUUGAGUUGUGGAAACACCGUGGUCAUCAAACCGGCAGAGCAGACCCCACUCACUGCGCUGCACAUUGGAUCACUGAUCAAAGAGGCAGGCUUCCCUGCUGGAGUGGUGAACAUCGUUCCAGGGUUUGGAUCCACAGCCGGAGCAGCGAUUGCCAGCCAUGAAGGCAUUGAUAAAGUGGCCUUCACCGGCUCCACAGAGGUGGGCCAACUGAUCAAAGAGGCUGCAGCCAAAAGUAAUCUGAAGAGAGUCACUUUGGAGCUGGGAGGGAAGAACCCUUGUAUUGUGUUUGCUGACUGUGACUUGCAGCUGGCUGUGGAGGAAAUUCAAAAAGGAGCUUUUUACAACCAAGGCCAGUGCUGCACAGCUGCAUCACGUGUCUUUGUGCAGGACAGGAUUUAUGAGGAGUUUGUGCGCCGUAGCAUAGAAAAUGCCAAGAAGAUUGUCAUAGGAGACCCACUGGACCCCCAGACGACCCACGGGCCACAGAUAGACCAACAACAGUUUGAAAAAAUAAUUGACCUGAUAGAAAGUGGGAAAAAAGAAGGAGCCAAACUGGAAUACGGAGGAGGAGCUGUGGGAGAAAAAAGUCUCUUUAUUCAACCCACCAUCUUCUCCGAGGUCAAAGACAGCAUGAGGAUCGCCAAGGAAGAGAUCUUUGGGCCUGUGCUCUGUAUAUUCAGCUUUAAGAGCAAACAGGAAGUCAUAGAGAGGGCCAACAACUCUCAGUAUGGCCUGGUGUCUGCUGUGUUCACAACAAGUAUGGACAGAGCUCUGUCUGUGUCUGGAGCCCUGGAGACUGGAACUGUCUGGAUAAACUGCUAUAACGCCAUGCAUGUCCAGACUCCGUUUGGAGGAUACAAGAUGUCAGGAAAUGGAAGAGAGCUAGGGGAAUACGCCCUUGCAGAGUACUCUGAGGUAAAAACUGUAACCUUCAAGAUGAAUGACUCCAUGUGAGCGGAGCUGGGAAGGUCCAUGCCCCCCUGCACUGUCCUGAUCCUUAUGUCAUCCUGUUUUAAAACUAUAGAACAUCAGAAUGCUUGAUUUAGAUAGUUAAAUCUCCAGGUUGUGAACACUAAUAGAAAAUAUUUGGGUUAGAAAUUCUAUGCCUUCAGAAAGCAUUAAUCUCUUUUAGCAUUUUUUUCACAUUUUUACACUUUGUAUAAUUUAAUUAACAUAUAUUAACAUGUUUGUAGACAAUGGCAAAAAUGAUUUAUUCACAAUGAGAAUUUUAAAGCUGAAGAUUAAAUAAAGUGUGAGAUUAUGUUUAUCUCCUGAAUUUCCUGAAAGUUUUUCAGAACA
Molecule: messenger RNA, 1923 nt
Organism: Xiphophorus hellerii (green swordtail)
Lineage: Eukaryota; Metazoa; Chordata; Actinopteri; Cyprinodontiformes; Poeciliidae
Gene: aldh1a3
Product: aldehyde dehydrogenase 1 family, member A3
Exons: 13
Coding region: 43-1578 (511 amino acids)
Molecular function (GO): oxidoreductase activity, acting on the aldehyde or oxo group of donors, NAD or NADP as acceptor
Source: RefSeq, a predicted model, not a curated record